UUUCUUAAAUAUUUCCCCAUAUAUCUUGAAUCAGCGUUCCUAAAAGUUUUCAUUUCUCUGUCUUCCAUCCCCAAUUUCUUGGCCGGGACUCCUCUUUCCUGGCUGAGUUUUUGGGUUAAUCACCAUGAAGGAUUUCAAAGCAGGUGAAAGAUGUUAACUUCGUCGGGUCUGGCUGUGCACACUCAAUCAGAUGGGAACCUGUUGUUCUUCUUGUAUGUUUUGUGGACAUAAUGGUGAUGAGGGUCAACAUGAUGUUCAUGAAGCCGGUGGGAAUGUGCACUUUAUAAAGACCAUGGAUGGUUGGGAGGCGAAGUUAUCAGAAGCAAUUGAGGAAGACAAACUUGUUGUUGCAAAUUUUGGUGCAUCAUGGUGUAAUCCUUCUAAAAGUAUUGCACCGGCCUACUCUGAGCUUGCAGCUAAACAUCCUUCAAUCUUAUUUCUAACCUUGGAUGUCGAUGACCUCGCUGAGUUGAGUACUUCAUGGGAUAUAAAAGCCACUCCAACAUUUGUUUUUCUCAAAAAUGGAAGACAAGUCGAUACACUUGUUGGAGGAAACAAGCAGGAGCUCCAGAAGAAAAUAACUGCUGUGGCUCAGUUAGCAACCAUGUCUCGUAAUUGACUCUUUUGGGAUGAUCAAUUUCUUUUCUAGUUGCGAUAUUCAGGAAAAUCAGUCAUGUUAACUGAUUUUCUUAGUUUCGCAUAGUUAUAUCAUCAAGUCAGAGAAUGUAGAGAUCAUAGAGGGAGCAAAGGCAAUGAAUAUUUUAUAAUCUCUGUUUA
Molecule: messenger RNA, 777 nt
Organism: Rosa rugosa (rugosa rose)
Lineage: Eukaryota; Viridiplantae; Streptophyta; Magnoliopsida; Rosales; Rosaceae
Product: thioredoxin H9
Exons: 5
Coding region: 191-619 (142 amino acids)
Source: RefSeq, a predicted model, not a curated record